AUGCCUCCAUUUCGGAACUUCCUACGCCCAAAGCCCCAACCCAAUGGUGAUCCUGCUAUCUUGGAUGAGAACCAUCUAUCUCCAAAUCAACGUCCUGCGCCCAUAACCAUCCGCAGUAGCCAGGAUGAACCCACCGAGUACAAAUUGAGUGUGGUCAACGACAGCGGUGUCUAUCUUCCGCCUUCUCCUCCAGAGCGGUCGAGCUUUUGGCGCCGGUACCCGGGUUCAAACAAACCCAUCAACCAUCGAGAUCUCGUUGAUGAGAAUGAGCCUUUCUCCAUCUCUCGCGAGUCCUUUGACUCUUACCGCCGAUCAUUUGAUAUCUCCGCGCGCUCACCCAUCAUCCAUCCCGAUGCUGGUCCUUCUCGAACUUCUCUUGACUCUCGAUUCUCCCGGUUAACGCCGUCGGGCACUCUCUCCAAUAGCCUCACCAAGUCUGAAAUCAUGGAGGAAGAAGCCUUCGAAGAAGUAGGAUUAAAUGAUGAGGUGAAACCUAAGAAGAAGGGUUUCCUCUCCAGAUUCGGUGACUCUAGUCACGAUGCGCAAACACCCGGGCCCAAGACUUCUACUUCGUCUUUCGGCUUCCACAUUCCCGGCCGGAAGCGCGGCCAGAGUGGCGGCGGGUCAGAACUGGCAUCUGUGAAAGUGACCCCAUCUACCCCUGCGCCCACCGAUGAGACAUGA
Molecule: messenger RNA, 684 nt
Organism: Penicillium verrucosum
Lineage: Eukaryota; Fungi; Ascomycota; Eurotiomycetes; Eurotiales; Aspergillaceae
Exons: 4
Coding region: 1-684 (227 amino acids)
Source: RefSeq, a predicted model, not a curated record